AGGGCGAGAGGGGCGCGAGGCGCGUGUCGUCGUACAGCGAGUGAGCGAGUCAGUUCAGUCAGUUCGAGUUCGGCGCGCGGUCGGUUUGUCUCGUCGCCCUGUCGCUUCGCGGGCGCGCGCGCGCGCGCGAGUAAGUAAUCAACUCUUCUCUCCUCGCCAGUCGCCAGUGCGUUCUUCUCGCGCUCGCGCGGCAUUGUGCCUCUCGCCGAUCGUUCACCUUGGUCGUCUGUCCGUCCGUCCGUCCGGCCGUUCGCACGUCGCGCAGAAUCGCGGUCACCGGGUCGAAUUUCGAGAAACGGGUCUCGUCGUACGACGCACGCACACGCACGUACGCACACACGGUUGUUUCCGCAGCAUCGAGAUGCGUAGGAAGACGGCCGUGACGACAGCAUCGGCAGGAGGAUCGUCGAUCGCGCCGCGCGUCAUCUCCGUCAUCUCCGUCAUCUCGUGAGGCGGUGGAGCCGGAAGCUGCCCUUGGACCCGGAACCGGCGAAAAAUGAGGUGUCCGGUAAGUAAGGGCGUGCAGUAACGAGGAUGAUAAGAAGCUGCUUGAAAACUGCAGAACGCGAUCCAUCGUGUCGUGACUGAAAGUGAUUUCGCGAAGGGGUUAAGCGACGACGAUCCAUCUAAUCGGCGAGCGUCGACUAUCGGGGAAAUUGAUCGAUCAUCGCGACGUGAGAGACUAAAGACCGCGCGCGGAAAAAGGAACUCUCGUUCGGUGGAGAUCAUGGUGUGACUCGUGUGCGAUAGAGAGAAUCCCUCGGGAAGAUCGGCGAAGUUGUCCGGUGGUUGUGUGAUUCCGGUAGUGGUCGGUUGUAGUGCCGGUGGUGGUUCUUGAUACGAUAGCUGCGAGUCUGAGCCCGUUGGCGCUUAGGCCUCUCCUUCGUCGGUUUACUCAUGCUGGGAGUGCUGAAGCGGCGCUGGAAGCCAUCGAAAAGGGCUUCCAGCGGCCGCGGACCCGAUUCACCCCUCAGCUCGGAUCUGGCACUUGACAAGCCUCGCCCCAUACCAUCCCCCAGACAAAUCCACCCCCUGUACGGGGAGAAAGCCGGCCUUUUGGGUUACUGCGACACGGUCGGUAACACGGAGAAUUUUCCACCAGCCCCCAACAUCGUUGUCGAGGGUGGCAGAAUCGAAUUCGUGCGCCCCUCGCAAGAUGGCACAACGACACCCCGAAGAAACACCAUGUCCAGAGCUUCGCAGACCUUCAACGAACAGCAGGAGAAGUCCGAUCCCGCCAAGGAGAGCCUAGAGGAGCGAGUGCAAGAGCUGGAGCAAGCAUUGCUGGCGGAACGUAUUGCAGCUCAACGAGAUCGAGCGACGAUCACGAAGUUACAGCGGCAGAUCAACAAGAGGGAGGCCACGCAACGAGAUGUGGAACGAGAACGCCGGCAGCGAAUGGAGGCCGAAGCUCGAGUACGCGAGGCUACGGCUGAGGCUGAAAGAGCACGCUCGAGAGUCCAUCAUCUUCAGAGAGAACUGGCCAGAAUGGAGGAGUCAUCGCGGAGUCUGCUGCAACAGAAACACCGGGCCGAACAGCUGAAGCAGGAGAAAACGGCGCUCACCCUGUCCUACGAAGCGCGCGUGCACCAGUACCAGGCGCAGAUAUCGAAGCUGCAGCUGGAGAACGAGUCGAUGCGUGGUCAGCUGCGCGGUCUAGAGGCAGCAUGCGCCGGUGAAGUGCACGCCGCGCUGGUGGCACGUUUGGCGACCCUCGAGACGGAGCACGCGGCCCUGGCACGGGACGCCGACGCCCAGCGUCGGCAAUACGAGCGGUGCCUGGACGACGUCGCCAACCAGGUGGUCCGCGCUCUCCUAUCCCAAAAGGGUCUCAGGGAAGAAAUAGGCGCAUUGCAGAGACGUAUACGAGAGCUUGAGGCUCAAAAUCGAGCAUUAUCGGGACUUUUGGCGCAGGCUGCCAGUCCUGGAAGCCCGACCGAACUUAUCCAAGGAAUCAUCGAGGCUGGUCCAGCCGCUCUGGUUGCCGCUUUGGGUCUAGACCCUGCGUGGGUUCCCCUCUCGAGGCCGCGUUCCCUCAACUUGCAGAUACCCGUGAUGGCAACCACUAAGUGCCGACGCAGCAGACCUCUUGCGCAAAAACCGUCGGAAGAGGAGGGCAGCGAGAGUCCGGAGAGCGGUAAUCGCGACGAGGGCUACUCGACCAUGUCGAGCGACGUCCAGGGUGAGGGCACGCGUCAGGAACCGUCGGCGCGCGGCCUCGAAGAUCUGAAGGAGGCCACCGACGAGACCGAGGCCGACGUGUCACCGGAUGCGCGUCUCGUCGCCCUCGACGUCGGCGAUCCGGAUGUUCUCUUCCUACCUCUGAAUCUCACCGUGGGCAUCAAUCCGCGCCACAGCUAUCCGCCGACUAAGGAUCUGCUGCCCUAUCAGCAUGUGAUGCGCAGCUUUUCGGACAGCCACCUCUGUCUCAAGCUUACCACCACUACCAAUUUUACACCGUACAAAUUGCCUAGCCCCAUGGGAUCAUCUUCCCUCUUGUUGGUAGAAGAAGAGGGUUGGGACGCCGAGUACGUGCAACAAUGGCUUAGGCUCGACGACAGUAGAAGCGCGCAACAGCACCGAGAUCUGCUCGAAUUGGAGUACGACAGGGCGGAGCUGGAGGAUUGGAGUUUCUCCCUGUCCACGGAAGACCUCGUACAAAAUGAAUCCGCAAUGUGGAAGGAGCAACCAGCUACUACAAACACGCCCGCCCUGCCGGCAAUCAAGGAGCAUAAUCUCCUGGAAUUGGAGGAGGACGCGAACGAGUGUCUGUGGAAUGGCGCGAGCUAUCUCGCCGAUAGGGCUGGAGGAGAGCUGGUUGCGCUUUUAAUGGACGCGAGAGCGACCGGACCCUGGCCGUACGCCUCGAGUCCCGGUGCGUCGUGGAGCAGCGAGGAAGGUGGCCUGGAAAACUCGAGUAAGCGUUCGUCGGCGGCGCUCUCCGGCUGUAGUGACGAUCCCGAUACUCCGUCAAUCGGCACGGACUUCACCAGAGAUUUUUACCGGCUAGUAAAGUUCGAGAGUACCAAGAGCCUGGCGAGCACAUCGUCCAGGAGUGGUAGACCGCCACCGGAUAGGGAACAAGCGCUUCAAAGCGUCCUGUCUUUCAUCGCUGAACAACAGAUGUACCUCGCGGAGUUACCAAACAAUCCCGUAGAAUCGCAGAACGCGUCUCACUCGACCGAAGAAGUGGGCCUUAGCAAAAAUGAUUCCACGGGGGAGACGAAGAUAGCGGAGGUAGAAGGAUCAUCCAUUCAGGAAGGCAGUCCCGGAAACGCGAUCGAAACGAGCUGCAACGACGAGCUGCUCGAUCAGAUACAGGUACCACCGUUGGCAUCCGAGGAGAGAAUUGUAAGCGCCGUGUCGUGUAACGGCGGUAUCACGUAUACUACAGUAACUCCAUCAGAAUUGGGAGCCGUUCCCGAGGAGGACGAAGAAGCCGCAACUUCCUCUACGCCUAGUACGGUUGUCAGCCCGGCACGAGCAACGCUUCUCGUGGAGGGCAGAGAUCGAUCAUUGAGCUUCCAUGAGCGCGCCACGUCCAAGGAUGUUAUAGACGAAUUAAACCGCAUGAUUCGGAAGGGUGAGGAUAAUACUACCACUAACAUCGCUAACAACGAUUCGCAAGUACAGCUGGAGAAAUUAGAUCUCGCUUGCUGUUGUCCUACAGGAUGGGUUCACGUUGAACGUGAUAUUGACUUCACCGACCCUAAGGCCAGAGCCAACCUCUUAGACGUGAUGUUAGCGAGCAGCGAAAGUUCCUCAGCGACAUCGAGCAGCGGUUCGGCGGGUAGCGAUUCAGGGGAUGAACCACCUGAUUACCGACACUUGCAUAGAUUACACCGGUACCGACGGCAAAAGAAAGCGUCGGCGGCCCAGGCGCAUCGCGUUCUCCGGCUGCCGUCCUCCUGGGGCUCGUCCCGGCCGUCGAUCAUCGGCCGCGGUGACGACUUCUUCGUGCGCUACGGGGACAAGGAGCGCGAGGCGGUGGCCUCGUUCGACUUCCUCGACGAGUUUGUCGUGGCGGCGACAACAACGACGGCGGUGGGACCCUCCUCGCUCGGCUCGGACAGCAGCCCCCUCGACCUGGACGAUGACGUACCGUCCGCCGAUCUCAACAGCGACAUCAUGAAGCUCUCGUCGCUCUAGGAACAACGGCGACGGCGGAUUGAUUUUACAAAACGCGUGGAAAUUUUUGUCUGAACGCGAGCUCUUCCCGGCUGGUGAAACACGAUGUCUUGGUUUUAUCGAUUUAGUCGGGAAAUCUAAUUUUGUUUUAUUCCCUUUUUAACGAAUUGUUUUUAAUACAUUACAUUUUUAAAUGUAGAGAUGGUUUUAAAUCGAAAUUAUAAUUUUAAAUUGCUUGUCUUCGAAGUCGAAAAAAUAUGUAUGUAAGUUUCGCAUCCGCUGGGAAAAGUCCCGCGAGUUGACUAAACGCGACACAUCGUCAAAUAUUCUUCCCAAUCACGCUAAUUAUAGCAAAUCAAAACGGCGAGUUCUACUUAAACGUCUGAUUCUAUAUCCAUUAUGCAACAAAAGGUAAAUAAGGUUUCGUCAAAGAUCGAUUAUUUUGUAAUCAUGUGAGAAAUGUCACAUUAGGUCAAUGUCGCUCGUCAGCCUCUCACGAUGAACGAAGAGAGAACGAUUUGUACAUUACCUUCUUAUACAUCCUCGAUGCUGCGGUUCGAGUUUUGAAAUCUUACAGUCCUGACGUUUUAUCACUAAGUAAUUGGGAAAACUCGAAGUGUCACGUCGAAGAUAGAUUUAUAGUCUGAGACAAGAACUUGUCUUGUCUCUUUUUCUCUGCGAGCUUCCUCUUACUCGAGAUAUAAAUAACGCACUGUGGUACAGUCGAAGGUGAAGUUGAUCAACUAGAAUAAGUUGGCCCGAGCUAGAUACAAACUGCAUCCAGAUUUGAUCCCAGAUUGUUCCUGGCUAGAGCCUGCCUGUAUCAAGUCAAAUAGAACAGCGAUAUCUUUUUCAGCGUAAAGCUACAUGAAUUUUGAGUUACAUUUGCACUAUACUUCGAUGCGAACUUCCUAAACGAAAAGGAUCUACUAAUGGGUAUGUGCGGAUAAGUAUUAAUCAAAGAAUUAGCGAUAAGGAUAUGUAAGCAGUAGUCGACCUGUUGUGACACUAAAGUAGCGUGUGCGACGAGCACGGAUUGCCACGAUUGGAAGGCUCUCGUACCGGAAUGAACGCACACUCACGACAUGGACGUAGAUAUAACUCAUCCUCAUGGUCUUUUUACAAAUAUUUCGGUAAAUUGUAUACGAUUGUUGUAAAAAGUAAGAUCUUCGAUGGCUUGAAAAUUAAAUAGCAACAUUCUCUUAGCAAGUAUUAGAUUUAUCGAAAAAUGUGUACGUUCCAAUUAAGUUUAUAAAUUAAUUAAGAAAUCGGCUUCACGAUUGUAUUUAACUUUUGAAGACUUAAUAGUAAUGGAAUCAUCAUCGCGACUCGCAGAGGGUCGCGCAUGGUAUUUUUGGGGAUACAUCACAUCCACCAUCUCAUAACAUCCAACACUUCUCUCACCAUCACAUCAUACCAACACGAUAACAACAACGGCACGUUAUCCCAUAAAUGUAAAGUUAAUUUAAUACUGGAAACUUUUAAAAUUGAGAAUUUUUUAUUAAAUAAUUAACUCUAUCGGAGAUCUUGCACUUGAUUAAAAGAAACAUUAUUCCAUCGAGAACGCAUUUUAAACAAUAUGAAGUAUUAUUGAAUCAUAACUUCGAAACGCAUCACGGCACGAUCACCUUCCAAAGUGAGCUUAGAGAGCAUAGAUUAAGAGGUACUCAUCGAUUUUUUAUGAACCGCUAGAUAUUUUAUACUCCCCCCCCCUUCCACCCUUUCCUACCCUCCAGUCUCGUCAUUAGUCGUCAAUGAGCGUCAAGAGCCGCGAAUAUCGUUAAUUGACAAUUCGAUCCACGCGUGAUGAACUAUUUUCUUCUGUCCUUAGAGAUAAGAACGUAAACGAGCCUGUACAUUUUGCUUCCGAACUUUGUAACAUAGUAGAUUGUGAGGGAGAGAAAGAGAGAGCAAAAGAGCGAGAGAGAGGAAGAGAGUGAGAGAGAUUUUUCGUGCGUAAAGAAAUAACGAUUACUUUGUUGCGUGAACGAAGAUAGGGAGUCACUUCAGCGUAAUUUGUACGAAAUUCGUCGCUCCGGAACGAGCGAAUUUCUGAGUAACGCGUUUGAUCGGAUUAUAGGCGUAAAUAUCAUUAGCGUACAUAAAUUUAAGAUACUGAGUCGAUAGGGGUCGAGAUAUUUUACACGUAGCUGUAUACCCGCAUGACGAGGUUCAAUAUUCGAGGUGGAGAGGCUGCACGGACGUUAAAAGUUGCCCCGCAUUUGCUCGCGUUGCUGCUGUUCUAGUCAAGCAAGUGAGACCACGAUUUUUUUUACAAUCUUGAUAGCCUGAUCGCGUUUAUCAACUCUAUACUACAUCAUCGUACUCGUUAUUCAUAGAGCAGGCACUGAUUUAUACUAGAAAUGUAGUCUGAAUAAUUUGGGAAAUAUGUUUAAGCCGGAUAAUCUCGCAGAUUUUUUAAAUGUAACAUCAUCUUUUCUCGGACAGCGAUUCGCGAAAAUUUGAGAAUAGCUUUAGAAAUAUUUAAUUAUGAUCUUUGUGAUACGUUAAUGAUAUUUUAUAUCGUCACGAUCGUAUUUAAGGUAAGACAGUGGAUAAAUAUCAAACGAUUAAAUUAUACAUAUAUAUUUCACUGUUAUUAUUUAUUAAAUAAUAAUAUGGAUCUAAUAAGUGAUGAUGAGAUAUCAUUAACAGUUAACGUAAAAAGAAAUUUUCUAAUUUAUAUCAUGCCGUACAGGGUUAAUUAGUGCUAAUAGUGAUGAUCUUAAAAGAUUAUUUCCGCUGUCGCUAUACUAAUCCCAAUCGAGUGACCGUAAUUUAUUUCAGUAUUUAUUUUAAUUAUAAUGCUAAACUGAUUGUGGAGGAGUAAAACUCCUUUCUCGAAGAAACAACUUUCGUCCUGCAGCCUGAAAAUAAUAGACUAACGACAUAGCUUUAAGAUGUUUGUAAGUUCUACACAUUGGGGACAGCAGUGUCUCUACCUUUAUUCCCGGUCGCAGAAGCAGCGAAGUCAAACGAUAAUCACGUGAAAUGAGACUUGCUGAACGACGAUGUACAUAGUAUGUAUCAUAGCUCAAUGCAAAUGUAAGUUAUCCUCUCUUGAACUUAAUAAAUAACGACAAUAUAUGAACGUAAAAAGAAAAA
Messenger RNA from Temnothorax curvispinosus, 7233 nucleotides. RefSeq lists its product as uncharacterized. Lineage: Eukaryota; Metazoa; Arthropoda; Insecta; Hymenoptera; Formicidae. Bases 898 to 4149 code for a protein of 1083 amino acids. The record is from RefSeq and is a predicted model, not a curated record. The transcript has 16 exons.